Messenger RNA from Pseudomassariella vexata, 1415 nucleotides. Its product is annotated as aldo-keto reductase family 1 member E1. The transcript has 5 exons. The record is from RefSeq and is a predicted model, not a curated record. NCBI's taxonomy places the organism in Eukaryota, Fungi, Ascomycota, Sordariomycetes, Amphisphaeriales, Pseudomassariaceae. Gene Ontology annotation, molecular function: oxidoreductase activity. Bases 352 to 1221 code for a protein of 289 amino acids.
UCACAGAUGGUGUAUGUUUCUAAUAGAGCUGCUCCGGCACUUGCCAACUUUUGACGAGGAUCUACCGGCUCCUCAAGGCCGCAGGGCCGGUCCACUUUUCCCGCCGCCGAAUCGGCCGCUACUCAAGUAAAAAUGACCUCAUUGCCGCUGCCCGGUUUCCGAGGGGUUUCAGAGGACUCUUAGACAAGCAUCACCGCGACCCGGGGGCAAUCACCUGGCUUGAAACCAUAUUUUCAGUUUGCGAGGCAGCAUAUUAUACAUUGAAACGGUCUGCGAAUAAUACACUCCCAGAGACUUGGCUAAUUGACUAACCCCUCACAAGUUGCUUGCACCCUCAUCUCUUCCGGCAUCAUGUCGUCCAACACUUUCUCUCUGGCCAGCAAGGUCAAGCUCCCCUCGGGUCACACGAUUCCCCAACUCCAACUCGGGCUCUACAUGAUGUCCGGCCGCGAAGUCCUGUCUUCCAUCCCCCAGGCCCUCUCUGCUGGCUACCGCGGUUUCGACAGCGCACAAAUGUACCACAACGAGUGCGAAGCCGGACAAGCAAUCCGGGACUGGCUUUCCUCCCCGUCCUCCAACACCACGGGACUCAAACGCGAGGACGUAUUCUACACGUCCAAACUCGCGAGCUGCAGCACCAAUUACCAGGUGGUGCGGCGGAGCAUCAAGUCCUCGCUCGAGGCGUGCGGCCUGGGGUACAUCGAUUUAUUCCUGCUGCAUAGCCCGUACGGAGGGCGCGAGGCGAGAUUGGCGAGUUGGAGGGCGGUGGAGGAUGCGAUCGAGGAGGGGGAGGUGAGGAGUGGGGGUGUUAGUAAUUUUGGAAGUCGGCAUAUUGAUGAGUUGAUGGGUUCCAAUCCGCGCAUCAAGCCGUCCGUCAACCAGAUCGAGGUCCACCCGUUCAACACCCAGGAGGGCAUCCGGGAGACGUGCAAGAAGCAUGGCAUUGUUGUUGAGGCGUAUGGGCCGUUGGCGAGGGCGAUGCGGAUGAACGACCCAACAAUUUUGGCGCUGGCGAAGAAAUACGAAUGUACCCCGGCGCAGCUGAUGGUCCGGUGGUCCUUGCAGCACGGGCUCAUCCCUCUGCCAAAGAGCGUAAAGAAGGCACGGCUCAUUGACAAUGUCAAGGUUGCGCACUUUGAGAUUUCAGCCGAAGACGUGGCGAAGAUGGAUGGUUUGGACGAACAUCUUGUUACAGACUGGGACCCAACGGAUGCCCCUUGAAUGUCUGUAGUAUCUCACUCGCAUCUUCCCCUACUUCCGCAAACUUGGAAAAUCACCGUUUGCAAGAGAGCUUCUUAGAUUAAAAUACCAAAAACCACAAAUCCGUCAAACCCCUAUUCAGUGAUGUCUGCCACUCCGUUUCCGCAUAGCCGUACCCUCACUUCCAAGAGCCAACACCUCCAUGUCCACUCCGC